AUGUCUUGGUUAACACGGUUUCAUUGGUUAACUUAUUCUCAGAAAUUAGAAGGAGCAUUAUGUAAAAUAUGUGUAUUAUUUUCUAAUGAAUGCAUUGGAAAAGGUUCUAAUCAAAAAGUAGGUGCUUUAGUAUGUAAACCUUUUACUAAAUGGAAAGAUGCUAUAGAAUGUUUUAAAUUGCAUUCUAAUGCAGAAUACCAUAAAUUGUCUAUUUUACGUAAGGAUGAAUUUUUAAAAGUAAUGGAUUGUAAAAAACCCGAUAUUUCUAUAGCUAUCUAUUCAGCUCAUAAAAACUUAGUUCUAGAAAAUCGUGCUAAACUGGUUCCAAUUAUCGAAACAAUUAUUUUCUGUGGUCGUCAAGAAUUGGCAUUAAGGGGAGAUAAUGAAAGUGGACAUAUUUUUAACUCCAGUGCUGAUAACAAUGAUGGAAAUUUUAGAUCUUUGUUAAGAUUUAGGGUGCAAUCUGGAGAUCUCAAUCUAAAAGCUCAUUUAGAAAAUGCGGCAUCAAAUGCUAUUUACAUAAGCCCUAUUAUACAAAACCAGUUAAUAAAUAUUUGUGCAGACGAAACUUGCGAUAUAUCACGAAUAGAAAAAAUGUCGCUGUGUGUAAGGUACAUUGAAGAUUGUCGCAUUAGGGAAGAUUUUUUUACUUUUGUUCCUAUUUACGACGCAUCAGAAAAAGGAUUAGCUCACACAAUAAUACGUGAAAUAGAUAAAUUAGGUUUAAAAAAAGAACUUUUAGUGGGUCAAGGUUACGAUGGAGCUUUGUCAAUGAGUGGUAUAUAUAAUGGAGUUCAAAAAAAUAUAAGUGAUAUAUUACCUCAAGCUUUGUACGUUCAUUGCGCCGCCCAUUUGUUUAACCUCACCAUAAGUAAAUCGUGCACUAUUCCAGAGAUUAGAAAUUGUAUUGGAUCUAUUACUUCUAUUAUUUCAUUCUUUCAAAAAUCUCCAAUAAGGUCAGAAGUUUUUAAAAAAUUUAUUAAACACUUAAUUCCAGGCACACGUCACGAAACGCUUUUAAAAAUGUGUGAAACCCGCUGGGUUGAACGCCAUGACAGCUUGUUACGGUUUAAGGAACUAUAUUUACCAAUUACAAACACAUUAAGGGAACUCGAACAUCAUUAUAAUUUAGAAACAUCACAACUUGCAUUUCAACUUUCAAAAACUAUUACCUCAAGUUCAUUUGUAAUUUCAUUGUACGUUACAGAAAAAUUAUUUGCUAUAACAUUGCCUCUAUGUAAAUCUCUACAAAUAAUAAAUGUAGAUUUAUCUGAGUGUUGUGAAUAUGUCAAAAACUGUGUUCAAGUCAUUCGUUCUAUUCGUGAAAAUAGUGAGGUAGAAUUUCACAAAUUAUAG
Molecule: messenger RNA, 1356 nt
Organism: Daktulosphaira vitifoliae (grape phylloxera)
Lineage: Eukaryota; Metazoa; Arthropoda; Insecta; Hemiptera; Phylloxeridae
Product: 52 kDa repressor of the inhibitor of the protein kinase-like
Exons: 2
Coding region: 1-1356 (451 amino acids)
Source: RefSeq, a predicted model, not a curated record